AUGACUGCUAUUAUCAAUUCGCUGGCUUUGACUACAAAUCCUCAUGUCCAGCUCUCGUCUGGGUCUCCUCUGAAACCAUCACAACAAUAUCUUGGGAGUGUGGCCCCUAUAAACUUGUCACUCAAUUCAAAGCAUAUUGGGAAAGCUCAGCUAUCUACCUCCAAGAGGUCCUUCACAGUUCAGGCUGGAUAUAGUGAUGGAGGUAGGUCAAACAGUUCAAGCAUCUUCAUCAGUGGCUUUGUUUUGGGAGGACUUAUAGUUGGCACACUGGGUGCUGUAUAUGCACCUCAGAUCAGUAAAGCACUGGCUGGAGCUGACCGGAAGGAUCUAAUGAGAAAACUGCCCAAGUUCAUAUAUGAUGAGGACAAAGCUUUGGAGAAAACACGAAAGGUACUGGCUGAGAAGAUAGCGCAGCUGAACUCUGCUAUAGAUGAUGUUUCUGGCCAGCUCCGAUCGGAAGAUGAUCCAAAUGAAGUACCUGUGAGCACAGAUGAAGUUGAAGCUGUCAUAUGA
Prunus armeniaca (apricot) is the source of this 513-nucleotide messenger RNA. Lineage: Eukaryota; Viridiplantae; Streptophyta; Magnoliopsida; Rosales; Rosaceae. The record is from the annotation of a GenBank genome assembly.